Talaromyces rugulosus is the source of this 2904-nucleotide messenger RNA. RefSeq lists its product as uncharacterized. Gene Ontology annotation, biological process: spliceosomal complex disassembly. The transcript is spliced from 7 exons. Gene Ontology annotation, cellular component: U2-type post-mRNA release spliceosomal complex. The record is from RefSeq and is a predicted model, not a curated record. Lineage: Eukaryota; Fungi; Ascomycota; Eurotiomycetes; Eurotiales; Trichocomaceae. The coding region runs from base 1 to 2904 and encodes 967 amino acids.
AUGAAUUCGCCUUUUGCAAACCGUCGAAAGCCCCGCAAGAUCGGAGGCGGAGAUGAGGACGAUGGCAACACUGGCCAAGAGCCGGUUGUGAAAAGGCCGUCGAGCUUAAAGUCAAAGCAAAAAUCAAAGCUUCGACUUUCAUUUGGACCUGGCGAAACAUCGAUAACAGAUGGUGACGACACAGCCAGUGAAGUAAUUACACCAAAACGACCCGGUCUCGGUCGGCGCGUGCUCGAAAAAAACGCCUUACAGAGAACACCGAACACUACUGUAUCCUCAGAUCAUUUACCUUUUAGGGUUGGACAAGAACAGGGUGGACCGAGCUACGGAGAGGAUUAUCUCAAAGAGCUGCGAGAUUCAACGCCUUCCACGCCCAAAUAUGCCGACACGGAUGGAGAAAAUGAUCGGAAGGAAAUCGAUAUCACAGCAAAAUUUGGCGAACUUAUCCAAACCCCGGGUGCUAGUUCUAUACCGAGCGAGGCAGAGAUCAGGGAAAAGAAAGCCCGUCGGGCACGCUUGGCAACCGAACAGGACUAUAUUUCUUUGGAAGGAGGCCAAGAAAUCGAAGAAGACUACAUGGCUGUUGAUAGUCGCAAAGAAGAUACCCGGCUUGUGAGAGAUGACGAAGAUUUUGCAGAAGGGUUCGAUGAGUAUGUCGAGGAUGGGAAGAUUUCCCUCGGAAGAAAAGCAGAGCGAGAACAGCAGCGAAGGCAACGCGAGCAGAUGCGAGACCUCAUAAACGAUGCAGAAGGAAGCUCGGAGGAAGAGGACUCGGAUGCAGAACGCAACGCUGCGUAUGAAGCAUCUCAAACUCGUGCCGGUAUGGACGGUCUGGAGCGUGACCGGCAGGGAGUCAUAUCUCGCCCAAAAACACCGCCAAAGGUAUCAUCUCUGCCCAGCCUAGCAGGCGUCCUGGGCCAACUACGUGGAACUCUGGUAGAAGCUGAAAGCUCCAAGAAGCUUCUGCUUAGUCGAAUGGAGGAGCUUCGCAAGGAAAAGGCCGAUAUUGCUGUCCGUGAGGUUGAGAUUCAGACGCUGAUCAAGGAUGCUGGCGAACAAUACGAGAAACUCCGACUCGACGCCGGUCUCGCGCCAGGGGGGGACGGACUGCCAGGAGAUGUGACGCCUCACGAUCGAGGCUUGGAGAGUCUGGGAAGUUCCGCCGUGGUGUCUCGCGUCGACUCGGGCGCGGAGUUUCUCAUAGCGAGCAGUGAUUCUGUCUACAUCAUUCCCUGGCUCGCAAGCCCCCUCGAUGAGAAUAGUUUAUUAUCGCCACGCCUACGCCAGCGAGCCGAUGCCAGUCCUAUCGAGCUAUUCUACGACGUGUUCCUAGUCGCAAACCUGGCAACUUUUUCCGCUACACAUGAGAUCACAGAUAUCAAAGCGGUGUGGUCGUACGUUGGGUUUGUCGGCAUUAUCUGGUUUACCUGGCUCCAAGUCGCGCUCUUUGACCUCCGGUUCUCGAAAGACUCCAUCUUCGAACGAACGUGCAAAGUCGUGCAACUAUGUGCAAUGGUCGGGUUUGCCUCAGCCGGGGCACGAUUCUCAACACGCAUUCAGGAUGAAAAUGUAUGGGCUUUCAAGUCGCUGUCCGUACUUUUGUCUGGUAGUCGCUUUAUGCUUGCCCUACAGUACACCAUCAACCUUUGGUUCCUCCAUGACAAGAUUGAUGGAGCUAUAAAAGGCAUGCUUGCGAUUAUUGGCGUGCUCUCCAUCACUGGAUUUACGUACCUGGUGCUUUACUUUGUGUUCGGACCUAAUGAACCACAUAUAUGGACCGCUUGGUUCGGAUUGUUUCUUUUCGAGUCCUUGGUUAUCAUUGCAGUGUCAACGUACACCCCGGGCUUGGAGCUGGAUAAUACGCACCUCACGACGAGAAUGGGACUUUUGACCUUGAUAAUCAUCGGCGAGCAUGUAAUAUCUAUCACUCGGAUCGUUAACAAGAUGAUUGCUGGCGGUGGUUGGACACUCGCAUCUCUCUUGCACGUUAUGGGGGUGGUCACAACAGUAUAUCUUCUAUGGCAUUCAUAUUACGAUAUAACGCCACUACAACGAUAUGGAAGAAUUCGGCAACAGAUAUGGACUCAUCUGCAUUUUCCUUUUCACAUGUGUAUUAUUCUUUCUUCCGAGGGCUGUCAAAUCCUUACACUUGCUCUCGACAUUUCCUUGAAGCUGAGGUAUCUGCUCGAGACGAUGCAUUUUGCAUGCGAAGAUCCACGUCCAGCAAAAAGCUUUGCGCUCAAUUUGUUGAAUCGUACGAUAGUUGACAUGGAAAUCGACUUUAGCCGAUCUCCACGAGAGAACAAUGCGAUCAGUCGGGUUAUGGCUACUUUAUGGAACCAGAGGGAUAUCUGUCCAACAGGGAACUUUACAGAGGCUCCAAAAUAUGGGAUUUUUGAAGAGCAAGGACGAUAUUUGUCCGGAAAUGUUACUGUCGCGCUCUUUUCGAGUAUGGGUAUCCUUCCUAAAGAGCCCGAAGCGAUGAGUUUAGAUGGAAUGAGAUACGUCAAGGUGUAUCUCGGUCUUUUGACCUUUGUCUACAUCUAUUACUUUGUCACCGUUGGACUGGGGAUGGCUUAUUUUGCCAUUUUUGCAACAUUGACACGUCGACAUCCGAAGCGUUUAUACAACGGCAUCGCCGUGGGAUUCCGACUACUAUGUGCGGUGGUUUUAUUGUCACAGGUUGCAUUUGCUAGAGAUUUCAACCUCACAUACAAGUACAUGACUCACCCAAUCAUCCUCUAUACGUUUUCUCUGACCAUGCUUUCUGUUCUCCUUGUGGAUCGACUAUUGGACUCAUUUGCAGAGACACGCAAGAGCGAAAUAGCGCGGCAAAGCAGCACUCGCAGUACAGCGCCAAUGGUGACCUUUGACGAGGCUGAGACUUGUCUUUACGAUGGAUAG